AUGACCCCGCGGGCCCUGGCGCCUUGGCUGCCGGCGGCCCUGCUGCUCCUCUGUGUCCCAGGCUGUCUGUCGCUGAGCGGCCCCAGCCGCGUGACGGGCACCGUCGGGGGAUCCCUGAGCGUGCAGUGUCAGUACGAGGCGGAGUUCACUGAACAUAAGAAAUACUGGUGCAAAGGCCUAUGUCCGACACUGCUGAAGAAGAUUGUGGAGACCACAAAGUCAGGGAGAGAAGUGAGGAGGGGCCGUGUGUCCAUCAGGGACGAUCCAGCAAACCUCACCUUCACCGUGACCUUGGAGAACCUCGAAAAGGGUGAUGAAGGCACAUACUGGUGUGGGAUCGAUAGACCAUGGCGAGAAAUAGGUUGGGACGUCACCUUCAAGGUUCUGGUGUCUGUGAUCCCAGGCUGUCUGUCGCUGAGCGGCCCCAGCCGCGUGACGGGCACCGUCGGGGGAUCCCUGAGCGUGCAGUGUCAGUACGAGGCGGAGUUCACUGAACAUAAGAAAUACUGGUGCAAAGGCCUAUGUCCGACACUGCUGAAGAAGAUUGUGGAGACCACAAAGUCAGGGAGAGAAGUGAGGAGGGGCCGUGUGUCCAUCAGGGACGAUCCAGCAAACCUCACCUUCACCGUGACCUUGGAGAACCUCGAAAAGGGUGAUGAAGGCACAUACUGGUGUGGGAUCGAUAGACCAUGGCGAGAAAUAGGUUGGGACGUCACCUUCAAGGUUCUGGUGUCUGUGAUCCCAGCUUGGGCCACAGCGAAUGUCACCCACAUCACCGACAUCACCCAUAUCACCCACAGCGCCAACAUCCAGGAUGACUUCCAGGCGAGCCCAGGCUCCGGGCUCCACUUGCUGCUUACCUUGCUAGUCCUUCUGCUGCUUCUCUUGGGGGGGACCUCCCUGCUGGCCUGGAGGAUGGUCCGGAGGCGGAACAAAGCUGGUGGGUAUUCGGAGCCACCCCAGAACCCCAGCGAGCAGAGUGAGCCCUGCUAUGCCAACCUGGAGCUGCAGACGUGGCCCGCUCAGGGAGAGACGGUGCAACCGUGGCAGGCGGAGGUGGAAUACAGCAUGGUGCAGGCGCCUAGGGAAGACCUGCACUACACCACGGUGGCCUUCAAUGCCCAGAAUCAGCAUGCUGAGGACAAGAGCCCCUCCCGGAGGCCCCCGCAGCAGGAGCCAGAGUACAGCGUGAUCAAGAGGACAUAA
Molecule: messenger RNA, 1206 nt
Organism: Miniopterus natalensis
Lineage: Eukaryota; Metazoa; Chordata; Mammalia; Chiroptera; Miniopteridae
Source: RefSeq, a predicted model, not a curated record